AUGAUCCAGCAGGGCGUUUCGAGCCUGCGGAGGAGAUGGUGCUCCGGUGCCCGCCCGGAUGGAGGAGUAGUAGCAGAACCUGGCGAUAACACGGUGGCUCGCGAAAGGGCGGCAACAGCAAAGGCCGGAGCGGCAAGUGCGGUCCCACGGGCGGGCGCACCUUGCCGGACGUGCGACUUUGAGGGCUCGGGACCGGCAGCGGGCGCAGCCGCAACAGCAACAGCAGCGACGGCGCCAUUUGCCACAGGAGCAACGGGAGGUUCAGCAGGGGCAACAGCAGUUGCGGCAGAAGCAGGAGCCGAUGGACAAGGCGUACAACCGGGUGCGCAGCAUGUUGGAUCUCCCGUGCAUGCGCGAUCAGGUGCUGUUGGUGGAAUACCUGGCGAAGUCGCGCGAGCGGUUGGAGCAGGAGCAGUUGGAGCGGAAUCGAAUUCCGAUCGCCCGGAUGCUGCGGAUGCUGCGGCAGGACCGGGAGAAAUAGGCGAAGCAGGAACAGGAGCGGUUGGAGCGGGAGAAACUGCGGCAGUAGGACCGGGAGAAGAAGGCGAAGCAGGAGUAGGAGAAACGGGAGCGGAAAUAGCUACAGCGGCAGGAGCGGGAGCGGGAGAGGAACCAGCAGCGGCGGCGGCGGCAGCAGGAGGCGGAGGAGCAGGCGAAAGCGCAACAGCAGCGUUUGGAUCGGCUGUUGAACCAGGGCUACCAGAAGCUGCUGGAGCGGGAGCGGGAGCGGGAGCGGGAGCGGGAGCAGGAGCAGCAGAGCACGAGCGGGAGCAGAAUGAGAGGAACAAGGCGCAGCAGCAGCGGGGAGCAUUAUUUUACGUGCGUCGGUGGCGUCGGGAGUGGGAACAGAAGCGAGACCGGCCACAGAGGGCGGACGACCACGCGAAGUCGCAGGAGGGGUCGCAACACCAGCAGCAGACCCCACAAGAGAAGCGGGAGAAGCAACAGCACCGGCAACAGCACCAAGGGCAGUGGCGGGAGCAGAAAAAGCUGAGGAGGACGCAGCAGGAGCAGGAGUGGGAGGGGAAGAAGAAGCGGAAGAUGAAGGCGCUGCCGGGCUACCAGUACGUGCUUCAGCGGGAGCAGGAGCUGGAGCAGCUGAAGCUGCGACAGCAAGAGCAGGAACGGGAGAGGAGGAGGAAGAAGAAGGCGGCGAAAGAGCGGGAAGGCAGUUGUCGGCGGCGGCGAAAGAGGGAACAGGAGCGGGACCGGCGAGCCCAGGCAAAGUUGCAGCAGGAGCGGCAACACUGGGAGAACGACGACGCGAAGUCGCAGGAGGGGUUGCAAUACCGGCAGCAGACCCCACAAAAGAAGCGGGGGCAGCGGCACCAGCAGCAGGAGCAGCAGCAGCGGCAAGGUCUAGCAUCUCUCGGUAAUUCUCAUGCCGUGAGGAAUGCGUCGGAGACACCGCCCCCGCGCCCAGGCCGUGACUCUGGCGCUACUUCGGGAACGCCCACCGAGCGCCGAAAGGGCACGACCUCGGCGCCGACCAAGACGGUCAAGCGGGCUCUUCGCAUGGCGGGCACGGAGGCCGAAGCGCGCCGCAUCACCCUAUCGGCAGAGCUCCGCACCGACAGAGACGUUCCGGGGUCCUCCACAGGGUUGCCGCAGCAACACAUGCGCGAGAGGGUGGAGCACACGCUCGACUUCUUGUGCUUCCCUGAAGCGAGCGGCCUCGGACGCAGGAGGCGGAUGGGCUCCGGUAAGAAGGUCAGCAAGACUAUCUUCUGGGCGUACGUUGGGGCCAUCGCCCGGCCAAGGAAACUGGCCAACGCGGACGCGGUUCCUGGAAGUGCGGAGAAGCGGCAGGGGUGCAACACCGGUGGUGCCGUACCCGCUCCUCGCGUCUCCUCGCCACGCGGGCAGGAACAGCGGGAGGCGCUAGGGCAGCACAGGCGACAAGAACGGGGGAUUCCACAGACGACCGUCGAGGCGAGGCCGCUGCCUGACCUGACGCGGGGUGAAACGUUCAAGGUGGAGCACCCGCCGAAGAGUUCGUCGGGCGAGUUCUCCAUGGGAAGCGACGCGACGAGGCACGAGACACAAUCGUCGUUGGUCAAGCCGACCUCCGGCGGCGGCAAGACCGUCAAUGCGCUCCCGUUCCUGCCGAUUCCGCCGGUGGGACCAUUGGCAGGACGAAGGGCAGGGGCUUCGGGAGCAUUGGACCCGAUCCACGGAACGGUUGCUGCAAUUACUGCCGCCGCUUCGGCCGUUCCCGUGGCGGCCGGGAUCGAUGAGGGAGCAAACGACGGGGCGGGAUUUUCUCCCACGAACAAGACGUCCGUGGCGUGUACGGCUGAUACCCCCCAGUUGAAAUUUACGUCUACACGACCUGACAAAGACUUCCGUUCCCGUGCCCUCGACUCUACUUUCGUCCUUGUGUAUUCCAUCGCCAACACUCAACCUCGCGACUUGGGCUCCCGCUCCCGCCAGGAGUACGAGGAGCUGUUCGCCGCACAAGAAGCCCAGAUCCUCCGCAACCGACCGGCCACCAAGACCGCCCCCCCCCCGCCUGACACUACCGUUGGCGACACACGAAGCUCAUCGACCGACGCGCCCGUUACGCCCAAGACAGAGCAGCCGUUCGAACGGGUGAAGCAAGGGAAAUGA
Ectocarpus sp. CCAP 1310/34 is the source of this 2610-nucleotide messenger RNA. Lineage: Eukaryota; Phaeophyceae; Ectocarpales; Ectocarpaceae. The record is from the annotation of a GenBank genome assembly.